AUGAGGUCGUUGUCGGCCUUGGGCACCUUGGGUGCUGCCUCGCUGGUCGCGGCACAAACCGCCUUUUCACCGCCUGUAAAAGUAUCUCUCACUACUUCAUGGGCUGCCCCUCCUAUCCUCCUUGAAAUACUUGAAACUACUGCCGCAGAGCAUCCUGGACGCUACUUUGAGAUUUUGGAUGCUCUUAUCGACCGUUCCUCGGAUGGACUUCUUGGUCCAAUCACCGAACCGGUCCACAAGCCAAAAUACGUAUACAGCACUGCUCUGGCUCACCUUAUAACUCGUGGAUUCUUGACAGAACCCAAUGCACUUUCAGCCUUUGAGAAAAAUAUGGCACUGCAUUCGGCUACACCCAAAAUACAAGCGUUCUACCAACUGUUUGGGGAUCCUUCCAAGGCUCCAGAAUGUCAAAGCUGGAUCGAGUGGUCAGGAAAGCAGGCUUGCACUUCCGAAGAGGCCGACGCCCUUCUUGCUGGAGCAUCCAACGGCGGCCAUACUCAGAUAUUCCCAUUCGAUCAUGUCCAGGAGUCUACAAGUGGAGGAUGCACGUCUCAUGCAAUUUUCUACGCAUCGCUGAGCUCCCCAAAUUUCUAUGACUUGUACUCGUACUUGCGCUCGAAAUCCGAAACACCCGGGUUUUGUUACAUCUUGAGGUAUUCGCCUCCCAAAGACACCCUCAUCACUGGUGAACAGUCUCGGAAUAUAUUAUCUGGAUACGGCGUGGCUCUUGAUUUGAAGAAAAUGGACUAUCUUGCGCUUGAUGAUCGUGGGCCUCGUGGAAAAGAUGAGGAUAGCGACUCUACGACGAACGAGAGUAUUGUAUGGGAAGAUUACGUGUCUUCUUUACUUUCCGAACACCCCCACGAAGACCUCGACUUGACAGCCCCACUCACCGAGCACGAAAUCUCGUCCCUCCCACUACGCGCAACACACCUGGUCAUGUCGUCUGAAGACCCUCUGAAGGCUCUUUCGCAUCUCUCUCAGAAUUUCCCGAAGCAUGUUGUAUCAGUUGCCCGUCGCUGGGAUCCUGCCCGAACAGAGGAUCUCAAAGCCAAACACGAAAGCGUCGAAGCAGAGGUUCAGGCUAACAUGCACAUGGUAUCGGGUGCUGGAAACAUGUUUUGGCUGAACGGAGUUGCCCUACCAGAGGCAGAUAUAAACCCCUUUAGCCUGCUUCGCUUACUUCGUCGCGAGCAUCAGACUGUCAAUUCACUUAUGAAUGCCAACCUCACUUCGGAACAGGCUAUUCAUGUAUUGACAAAUCCUGAAAUCGGAAAGGCAUCCGUAGCAUCAGGACCUACGGACGGUGUAUUCGACGCUAGUGACGUGAAGAAGGCGGAGGCGCUAUCAUAUGGCUCAAUGAUAUCGAGAAGGACAAGAGCUCUUCCGCCCAAUGUACCCUGGACAAUUCCCGACCUCAGACGAAACUGCUUUAAUGUGAUAGCCGCACUAGAUCUUUCUCGCACAAGUAGCAUAUCCUUUGUCGUCCAGCUCGCAAAUAACCUCAUCUCGCGAAUGCUCCCUUUCCGUUUUGGCUAUGUCCCGCUUAUUGAAACUGCGGAGUCUCGUCAAAUCGCUCGACUGAUGAAGUGGAUGAUGGACGAAUACGGCUUUGAGAAGACUGCACAGUAUUUCUCAGUGGCAAUUACCCCCUCGGACACUGUUGACUUGAAACUCCUCGAAACAGCAUACGUACAGUAUACUACUCAGAUGCCCCCUCAAUCAGGAAACGUGCCCGAGUUCUCUAGCUUCUCGGCCGACCCAUUACAGAUCCAAGUGGUCGGACACCAGUUUGUCCCUGACGAGGAGCUCCAACCCGCAGCCGCCUACGCCAAGAGGCUCCGCCUCGGCGCACAAGAUGGCUCAGGAAAGGGGCAUGUAUUCAUCAACGGCAAGCACUUUGCUUACGAUGACGUCAACUUCUUCCAGGAGCAGCUCUACGCUGGUACUUUGGUCGAUGCCCCUGAGACUGACGUAUCUGUCUUUAUGUACGAUCUCCCUACGACCGCUAAACGCCGGAACAAAUUUAUUUAUCCGUCGGGCAACCUGAGGGUAUAUGCGUUGGAUAACCUGUUCAUUCGUAUCAUUUGUUCUAUCAAACUUGGCCCAGUCUUACAACCUCAUCAAGCGGGAGGGCAUCCCGUUCCUUUGACGAUAUCGGUGGUUGGUGAUAUGGAUAAUGAAGAGACUUUAAAUUUGGCCAUUGAGGGGUUGCGUGGCAUGUCUGACGAUGCCAAGUACCGACUCGGCUUUAUCCACACACCGACCGUCAACCCAUCCGAUCUUCCGUCUACACAACAGCCACUAGUCUCUCCUAUGCUUGCCCGACUCGCAGCUACCGGAAACUAUGCUGAAUUCCCUCCAUCCGAGCUUGCUCAAAUCCUUGAGGAAGCGAAACAGCUGGUCGUGAACGCGGCAGAACUGAACGUGCAGAUAAUCCGGUCUUGCUCAACCUCAACAAUCGGCUCACGGGAAUUACCAACGAAGGUCAUCGGCCCGUUGGCCGGUUCCGACUUUGUCGCUGAAGACUUUGGAUCACUGGCCAAUUACGAGGCUGCGAAGCGUGUUACUCCUGUCGUGACUGCGCUUAAUGCUGUGCGCGAGGAUCUUACGGAGCUUGACCGACCUGCCUAUGCCGAUCUUAUUGCCCGAGUCUCGUCGAUAAUUAGCUCUGUAUCGGUACCAGACCCUGGCGAAGAAGGCUUGUUCCAGUCAAAAUCCUUAGCAAGGCAAAGGCCCUAUAAUGAACUCAUUGGAAAGGACUGUACUUUUGAAAUCGGUGAUAAUUCGACUGCCCUCUUCCACGUAGGACUCCUUCUAGACCCACUCAGUGAACCUGCCCAAAAGUGGUCUAGUAUUGUCGAAUGGCUCGCAACCGUCCCUCAAACGCAUAUUCAUGUUCGCUUGAACCCCGCGGCUGCACUCACAGAGAUACCUUUGAAGCGAUUCUACCGAUACAAUAUUCAGCCUCGGCUUACUUUCGAUCAGGAUGGGUUCGAGAUGCGCAAUCUGGUUGAAUUCCAUGGUCUUCCGGUCGAGCCUAUUUAUACACUUGCCAUGGAUGUUAAUCCCGCUUGGCUGGUUCGACCAUACAUUUCUGAGGCUGACUUGGAUAAUAUUCAUUUGGCAUCACUUUCCGAUCCCAAAGCCGGUGUCGAGGCUAUUUUCCACUUGGAUCACCUUGUGAUUGAAGGCCACGCGCGUGAAGAAAAUAAUGCCCCUCCUCGCGGUGUCCAGUUGCAACUCACGUCUUUGGACGGAAACCCCACCGCAGAUACCCAAGUUGUUGCAAAUCUUGGCUACUUCCAGUUCCGCACUGGCCCAGGCGCAUUCCGGCUUGAGAUUCGGCCCGGGCGUGGGCGUGACGUCUAUACCAUCGAGAGCGCUGGCAAUGAAGGAUGGAACAGUGGCCACGUCAAUGUCACUGGCACGGAAAUUACCUUGACGAGUUUCGAGGGGCAUACAAUAUACCCGAGAUUGAACCGCAAGCCUAGUAUGGAAUCAGCGGAUGUGCUUGCUGAACCUGAAAAGGAGGAAAGCAUUUGGAGCCGCGUAAGCUCAUUGUGGGGAUCCAAACCUACCGAUGUCGUUUCAGAGUCAAAACAAGCAGAUAUCAAUAUAUUCACAGUCGCGUCAGGUCUUCUCUAUGAGCGAUUCGUUUCCAUUAUGAUUUUGAGUGUCAUGAGGAAUACAAAGUCAACCGUCAAAUUGUGGCUCAUUGAGAAUUUCUUGUCUCCGUCCUUCCUCGAAUUUAUCCCGCAUUUAGCCGAGAAAUAUGGAUUCCAAUAUGAGUUGGUCACUUACAAAUGGCCAUCUUGGUUACGUGCCCAAAAAGAAAAGCAAAGGGUUAUCUGGGCCUACAAAAUCUUGUUUCUGGACGUCCUUUUCCCAAUGGACUUGAAGAAGGUCAUAUUUGUAGAUGCCGACCAAAUUGUGCGCACCGAUUUGAAAGAACUUGUUGACCUAGACCUACAAGGCGCACCAUAUGGGUAUACGCCCAUGGGUGACGAUAACGAGGCUAUGGAAGGCUUCCGGUUCUGGAAGCAAGGUUACUGGAAAGACGCCCUUCGUGGCAAACCUUAUCACAUCAGUGCUUUGUAUGUCGUGGAUUUGAUGGCUGCCGGUGACAGACUACGUGGCCAAUACCAAGCCUUGUCUGCGGACCCUAAUUCGCUUGCCAACCUCGACCAAGAUUUGCCAAACAACAUGCAAGAUCAAGUUCCUAUAUUCUCGCUUGACAAGGACUGGUUGUGGUGCGAAACUUGGUGCGACAGCGCAAGGUUUGAUCGCGCCAAAACCAUAGACUUGUGUCAGAACCCGCUUACAAAAGAACCGAAGUUGGCGAGAGCACGGCAAAUCCCCGAGUGGACCUCUUAUGACAAUGAGAUUGCCGAGUUCGCACGCAGUCUUGUCGAUUCCGGCAAAAUACGAUCUCGGGCAAUUUCUGGGUCGGUUGACGCGUUAGCUAGCGUUGGCAAAAAGGUCACUACAAGCACGACUGAAGAGUCUCCGGUUCCCACUCAGAACGAGGAGGCAGAGUCUCAUCGAGAACACGAAGAACUUUAG
This is a messenger RNA of Rhizoctonia solani, 4566 nucleotides long. RefSeq names its product glycosyltransferase family 24 protein. Bases 1 to 4566 code for a protein of 1521 amino acids. NCBI's taxonomy places the organism in Eukaryota, Fungi, Basidiomycota, Agaricomycetes, Cantharellales, Ceratobasidiaceae. Gene Ontology annotation, molecular function: UDP-glucose:glycoprotein glucosyltransferase activity. The transcript has 28 exons. The record is from RefSeq and is a predicted model, not a curated record. Gene Ontology annotation, cellular component: endoplasmic reticulum.